Molecule: messenger RNA, 5168 nt
Organism: Hemiscyllium ocellatum (epaulette shark)
Lineage: Eukaryota; Metazoa; Chordata; Chondrichthyes; Orectolobiformes; Hemiscylliidae
Product: ras association domain-containing protein 8-like
Exons: 5
Coding region: 493-1737 (414 amino acids)
Biological process (GO): signal transduction
Source: RefSeq, a predicted model, not a curated record
AACAGUCAAUCAGUUCAGAUAGUUCUUUUUUGACUAUCAGCUCCUGAGGAGCCACCUUGCUCCACAGUACAGACAAAGCUGAGCCAAAAGCACAGGUUCUUAGUGACUAAGGAGGCUGGUGCCUGUCACCAGUCAUGGCUGGGUCCUAGGAUUCUCACUGCUGCGUUGAAGAUUCCUGGCAGUAAGUGGUGUGGAACAGUCGGAAACACCUGCAGUGAGAUAGACAGAGAGAGAGUGAGUCCCAGCCAAAGGCCAGCCCUUUCCAUUCUGUGCACUGGACUGCGUGACAUUGUGGAAGAAACCUCUUUUGGGAUCCACAGUACUCUGAUUCUGUCUUCACGCCAGUGAGACACAUGCUCAGUGACCAUCUAAGGAGCAGCCAUUGAAUGUCAUCUUAAAGGUUCAGCAUUGGGGUGGGUCCCUCUUUCCCCUUCUUCACACCCCUCACCACCUCAGCCCACACCCCCACAUCUCCUGCUGGAUUUUUGGACAAUGGAGUUGAAGGUGUGGGUGGACGGGGUUCAGCGAGUGGUCUGUGGAGUCAAUGAGAAGACCACGUGCCAGGAGGUGGUCAUCGCCCUUGCACAGGCUAUGGGCCGGACUGGACGCUACACUCUGAAGGAAAAGUGGAAGGAUAUUGAAAGGCAUUUCACACCAGAGGAGAAACUCUUGUCAUCCCUCAGUAAAUGGGGCCAGAAAACUAAGGAUGUUCAGCUGAUACUAAAUCGCACUGGGCCUUCCCUCAACCUGUGGCCUGUAUCAGACAAACACAGAGGACCGGAGAGGAACGUUCACAGACAGAGCCUUCCCCCAUUAGCAAAACUCCGGAAUAAAAGUGACAAAAACAGUCAUGUGAAGGAAGCCAAGAGGAAGUCCCUAAAUUUUGCUGAAGGGGCUCGAGAGUGGCUGGGGUCGUUCGGGAAGAGCAAGGAAGGAAAGGUCAAAGGCAAAGACAGCGAGCCUGAAAAGAAGGCCUCAAAUUCUGACCACCGUCCGGGAGAGGAGCUGAACCAGCUACUCCAGCGUCAGCAGGAGAAGCUGACCAGUCUUCAAGCUGAGCUGGAGGCGAGUGAAGCAGAAAUCGCAAAGCUGCAGGAAGACCAUGAGCCAAGCACCCACACUGAGAUCGUCAGGAUCCAGGAGCUGAUAGACGAGAGGAGUGCCGAGGCAGAGGAGGUGGAAUUCUGGGAGAACGAACUGAAGGCUGAGCAGCUCCACGGGGGAGAACUCCGGGAGCAGCUGGAAGAAGUGAAGGAGAAGCUUGAGGAAUGCGAGGAGAAACUGAGGAACUGCUUGCUGAAAGCCCAGGGUCUGGCGGCCGACCUGGAGGUGGUCAGGUCUCAGAGGGAACAGCAAGAGGCCAAAUCCUGCCAUGACAUCAGGAUCAAGGUAGAGGAACUGAAAGAGGAAAUAACUGUUAAAUCUCAGAAAGCUGUACGAUUGGAGGAGGAUGUAAGGCUGGUGGAGAAGGUCAUUGAGAGGGUGGAAAAUGAAAUUCAGAGGAAACGCUGUGAGCUGGAAGAUUUGACAAGAGAGCUACGACAGGUAAACCUGCUCCAGUUCAUUCAGCAGACAGGGACAAAGGUCAGCAUUCUCCCAGCCCAGGAGGGACCUACUCAGGUUAUUGAGUCUCGGCUGCAUCAAAACUCUCCUGAAAAUGAAAUACUCCCUGCCAAGGCCAAGGUUCUCCAGUAUUUAAUGGUCUCCAGUUUUAACCGAGAAGGGAUCUACGUAUAACUUUCAUUUUAUUGUGUUCUGGACUCGUAUGAGUCCAACAGAUCACUCCAACGCAUGCAUAGCCUGUGAUAGCAGACUUGGCUCUGAUACUGCUGAUAGGUUCCAGGCAAAUAAGAUGCAUAACUGAAGCAUUGGAAACUUUAGAAGGGGACAUGCUUUAAGGCUUCUGCCACAUGAAGGUAACCUGCAUCCAGUUGCAUCUUGUUGCUGGGCUGGACACACAACAGCAUGGGCACGACCCUAAGUGCAGUUCAAUCACAUCCAGAAAGACGUGAGAAUGAAUCUGAACAUAACACUUAUAAUAUUGAAGCUGGUAGAAUGCAUUUGUCACCAGUACAGUACAGAGAUUGUGCACUGUACUGGGUCAACUACAGCAAUGAUUUGUGUUUAUAAAAUAACUUUAAUUAAAAUAAAUGUACUCAGGCAUUUGGCCCAAAGAAGCUGAAAGCAUGGCCACCAAUGGUGGAGAAAUAAGAAUCAGGAAGUUCAUGGGGUCAGAAUUACAUGAAUGCUGAUGUCCAGAGGGUUACAGAGAAGAUUAUAAAUAUAGAGAGGGGCCUCUAUUGAGCACAGUGCACAGAUAUGGGAUAGCAGGUCACAUGGUGUGUAUUUGACUAUUAAGUAAUUAUACAGUGCAUUCACAUCUGAAACUGUGUGUACCUUGUUAGUCCAUUGGGUUCUCUAAGUUGUAUUUAUGAAAGGACAAACAUUACAUUAUUGCAAUAACACAGUCUAUCUAUUAACUGUUUUCUUAUAAGUGUGAUGCAGAAACUGAGGCUAACAGGAUACAUAUCGUACAUGAAUACCCAGAGAUGUGUUAGGAUCAGGAACUGAAGGUUCACUGUUCUCCUGCAGUUUACUAAGUUCCUGUGCAUAUACAUAAAUCACGUACUCAGACUGAAAGCCACAUUUUCAGACUUAUAGGGCUUCAAUUUUCUUAUUCACUGCACAUCCUUGUAAUCAGCUCAAAUCUUGUCAACACAUGAAAUGUAAAACCAGUGCGGGGAUAUGCAGUAUAAAAACACUGCAAAUGCAAAAUGUACUGAAUAAUUAGUUAACAUUUAUUUUUCUCAUGAUUAACUCCAAAGGUUAAUCCAUUCUAUAACAAGAGCAGCUGAAAGCUCAGUGCUAAUGACACAAAAAAUACAUAGAUGAACAUCCAAAGGAAGCAAAAAAGCUCAAACAUUAUCACUUUACCAGCAAUUUCUUUGAUAUAUGAAAACAAUUUGGAUCAUUUCAGAUUGCUUAAUUGUGAAAUAUUGAGUCACAUGUCAGUAUAAUUCAUUCUUAAAGCUACUGUUCUGUCUGCCUAGCUUGUCUUCCUGAACUGUGUGUUUAGAAACACUCCAAGAGUGUCCUGGAGUCUUCCUUUAUGCCUAAGUCAUAUAACAGCACAGAAAGAGGCCAUUCCAUCCACCAGUUCUUUGACAGAUUAAUCAAAAUACAUGCUUUGAACAUAACUAUCAUUAGUUAUAAUAACAAUGAAACUGGAAGAAAAAAAGAUUUGUUCAGAUUGUGUGGGAGGAACUAGGAGAUGAUGUGACGAAACUUUGAGGAGUGUAUAAAACAUCCAUAAAUCUCUUCAUGUGAAAUGGUUCUAUUCCAUUCACUUGCCUUCUGAUUUUCAUUGCUGUUGCUCUAACAAAUGUUGGGAAUUUCUUGGCUGUCCUCAGUAUGGAUUUGGGAGAGAAGGGAAUUCAGUGAGCUCACACAUGUCAAAGCCUGAAUUUUCAUUAUUUUAGUUGCAAGUGCAGAGUUGAAAAAGUUACAAAUUUCAAAAUUGCUCUGGCCUGUCAGAUUUUGGUUCAGGGCACCUGGGGGAAGGGUUAUUGCUGGUGCCAGGGAUGGCACCCCAGCAAGAGUUUGGGGGCAAUCUAUUAUUGUGUGUAGAAAUAGGUUGUCUGAAAUGCCAGCUUCAGUGCUUCAACAGUUUGUCCCUGCAUUAAAAAAAACAAUAAAAUAUUCUUCCAGCUCUCACCCGUCACAUAAUCCCUAUGUCCCACCCAUGCCAUCUAAUGUUUCCCACCCACUUCCAUGGCUUUCAUGACCUCCUUGUUUGCCCAUAGCCCUUUAGCCUACCGUAUCUGUUCAUAUUUCCAUGCCAACAUAGUAUUUUCUCCUGCCAACCAAGGACCUCCCCAGGCAACACCCUUUGUACCCAUUAUGCCAACUCACCACAUAUUCAAUAUGGGAAGACUGCCGCACCCAUGCUGAACUUAAAUAGUUUUUAAAGUUCUUGAGUGUUAAUCGUGAAUUUACCAUUUAUGAAGCACACCUAUUGAACAAAAAGCAUUUACUACAUUUGACUUCAUUCAGUUACUUAAUUCAGUAAGCUUGACAGUUCUUUUGACAACUUGACAGUUCUUUUGACAACUUGACAGUUCUUUUGACAACUUGACAGUUCUUCUGACAACUUGUCAGUUCCCUUGACAGGUUGACAUUCCAAUGAAUUCCAUAGUUUCUUUGACAACUUGACAGUUCUUUAGACAGGGCGAAAGUGAGUACUGCAGAUGCUGGAAAUAAGAGUUAAGAGUGUGGUGUUGGAAAAACACAGAAGAUCAGGCAGCAUCCGAGGAGCACGAAAAUUAAUGUUUCUGGCAAAAGCCCUUCAUCAGGAAAGUUAUUUUGACAGUUUGACAGUUUCAAUGUAUUUAUUCAGUUCUCAUGCACAUUGAUGUCUACCUUUAAUAAUCUCCAAAAACGUGUGAUGUCUCCCAAAGAAGGCCAUACCUCUCCCAAAGAGCAUCUUACUUCCUCAAAGACACUCCCCGGGCAUCCUAAAGUGUAACCAAAGUCUCUCCAAAGAUCUCCAGCAAUGUUAGAUCUUGUCUUGAGAAGUGAAAAGCCCAGAAGUUUUGUUUUGGACAGGCACAUGUACCUGUAACAGUGCAAUGGAAAUAUUCAGUCUCAGAGCGUCAGAGCAGUCCUCCAGGAGUUGUUGCACUGUAGCUGAAAAAACUAAUUGAAUAUUAGAGAUUGGUCCUAACUUGCUGUCCAUAAUAAAUAUUAUGUAAAUUCAUGCUGCAUUACUUAUCCAAGUUGAACAGUAAGGAAGAUUCAGUAUAUAAUGCAGUAUGGAAGAACAGAAGUUCCAACACAGUGAUCUUUCCUCCACCAAUAUUGAACUUACAAUACACUAACUUAAAAGCUUAGCUCAAACGAAUGAAGUUUCUCACAAUAUACAAUGUUGUAUUCUGGCAUAGACUGUGGAUCAGUCAGGCCUGUAUCUUUAAGCCUGAGACUUGGCAUCACAACAUAUGAUGUUCUAAUAUAAAGGUACAUACCUCAUCUAUCGUCAUUCUUUCUGUAAUGGAAUCAGUGCAGUGUCUUUACACAGUCAGCAAUGUGUACAGUAAGUCUAGUAAGCAUAGAAUCCAGAUUCUGUGCAUAAAUCUGUGAUAUUGUGACUGUUAAUAAACAUAAAAACAUGA